GACCAUGGUGGAGAGUGUUGGAUCAAGCCUGGACCUGAGAAAUGGAUUCCUCAGAGCUGUAAGACUUGUGACCAUGUUGAGGACUCCACACACUGGCUUCAGAUUGAACCCUUGACUUCCACUGUCCAGGGAGUGACAAUGUUCAGACACAGGACACCCAAAGGGAGUUAUGAGUGCACAGUGUCUGGGCUCCGCUGGCUGUGUGAGAGAGAUGUCAUCCUGAAGUAUCACUUCAGGAACUGGGAUCCCUACAGUCAAUUUCUGAAAGACAUGCAGUACACACAAGGUGGUCCAUUGCUGGACAUCACUAUGGUGUUAGGUGAACUGGAGGAAGUUCAUCUGCCACACUUUGUCUGUUUAGGGACCAACCCUUCCCUGAGGAAUGAGAUGAAGAUUCUUCAUGUAGAGGAACAUGGAGUGUCUUUAGAGGAAGUGCAUGAGGUCACCAGAUUCCAUGCUAAGAUUCUCCAUCCCGAGUUCUCUCCUAUCUCUGUUACAUGGAAACCACGGUCUGAUAAGGAAAAUGUCCACUGUGACGUGGUCUUCUAUAUGGCAGUAAAAAACACAUCAUUAAUUUCAAGGCUGUACCUGCUCCUCAGUGACUCCAGUCAGAAAAAGGUCAUUGCUGUAAAAGAGAAUCGUGUCAGUCAACUUACCUGGUACACCUUUGAAAUAAUCUCCUGGUAA
Messenger RNA from Salvelinus namaycush (lake trout), 687 nucleotides. Its product is annotated as NACHT, LRR and PYD domains-containing protein 1 homolog. Bases 139 to 687 code for a protein of 182 amino acids. The record is from RefSeq and is a predicted model, not a curated record. NCBI's taxonomy places the organism in Eukaryota, Metazoa, Chordata, Actinopteri, Salmoniformes, Salmonidae. The transcript has 6 exons.